Messenger RNA from Microtus ochrogaster (prairie vole), 1463 nucleotides. It is a transcript of the gene Cngb1, whose product is annotated as cyclic nucleotide gated channel beta 1. Gene Ontology annotation, biological process: retina homeostasis; monoatomic cation transmembrane transport. Gene Ontology annotation, cellular component: photoreceptor outer segment; plasma membrane; intracellular cyclic nucleotide activated cation channel complex. The transcript has 13 exons. NCBI's taxonomy places the organism in Eukaryota, Metazoa, Chordata, Mammalia, Rodentia, Cricetidae. Gene Ontology annotation, molecular function: intracellularly cAMP-activated cation channel activity; cGMP binding; intracellularly cGMP-activated cation channel activity. Bases 2 to 1051 code for a protein of 349 amino acids. The record is from RefSeq and is a predicted model, not a curated record.
CAUGGCUCCCAGAGCUUGGAGGUGCCAGGCACCUGCCGACAGGUGCCGGUUCGGCACCAGUAUGUUGGGCUGGGUCCAGAAGGUGCUGCCUCAGCCUCCAGAGACCCCUCAGAAGACUAAGGAGGAAACAGGACUAGAGCCAGAACCAGAGCUGGAGCCUGAGGCAAAACCAGAACCUGAACCAGAGCCUCAGCUGGAGCAGGAACCAGAGCCAGAACCCGAAAUAGCCCCUGAAGAGGAUGUGCCAGAGACCCCGACCCUGCCGCCUGAGGAGCCAAUGGAAGAGGAAGAUGUGGCUGAGGCUGGUCCUAGCCUUCAAGAGGCCCAGGAAACUGACCCUCCUCAGUCUACCCCUCAGGCCCAGGUGGCUGUUGCCAAGGUGAACAGCCCCAGCUCUUGGGUGCUGACCUGGUUCUGGAAGGGCAUGGAGAAGGUCGUUCCACAGCCUGUCUACAGCAGCAAGGGGGGCCAGAACCUGAUUGCUGGAGUGGAAGACCCAGAUCAGGCUGGAGUACAGAUUCCGGGGCCCUGUGGCACCGGGGAAUCAGGGUCUGCAGAUGGUUCAGACGAAGCUUCCAGGGUUCACAAUACUGAACCCAGCCUGUGGCUACUCAGGUGGCUUGAGCAGAACCUGGAGAAAAUGCUGCCUCAGCCCCCUAAAUCCUCUGAGGCCUGGAGAGCUGAACCUGAACCUGAACCUGAACCUGAACCUGAACCUGAACCUGAACCUGAACCUGAACCUGAGGCUGCUGUCUUGGACCCAGAUCCUCCAGAACUCCCGAUGGAGACAGAGCCCACAGAGAGUCCCUCCCAGGCCAAUCCUGGAACCCUGGAGCCCAAGGAGAAGCCAGCUGCAGAGCCCCAGCCUGGUUUCCAGGCCUCUUCCCUGCCACCACCUGGGGACCCUGUCAGGCUGAUGGAGUGGCUCUUACACAGGCUGGAGAUGGCCCUGCCGCAGCCCGUGCUGCACGGGAAGGCUACAGAGCAGGAACCUGGCUGCUCUGAGACAUGUGAUGUGCAGACAAGGGUGACAGCAGCUGGAGGCCUCUGAAACAAGGGAAAAGGGGACCUGGGGAGCCCAUGGACAAACGGAUGGAUGGAUGAAGGACAGAAGGAUGCCUCAAGAGAAGACCUUUUAGGGGGCAGUGACUGCUAAUCUCCACCCUUCUUGAUUAAUGAACCCCAGGCAGGACCGAGGAAAGCAGAGCCAUUAUGUAAAACCCCAGAGCUUUCUUUUGGGGACUCUUGGCCAGGAGGCAGCACCCUGACCAGAGCAAGGGCGAGGAGGACUUCCUGAUGGGAGUCUAUACAGGGCCCCAUUAAGGUCUCAAUGUUCAAUGUCUAAGCAUGCUCACACCAGAGAACCUGGCACCAUCCACACUGCUGCAGGACCUAAUUUCCCUACAAGUGGUUCUCCUAAGGUCUGCCCUAGUUCAGGGACCACCCCCGAUGGUGAUAUUGUA